Xiphophorus couchianus (Monterrey platyfish) is the source of this 8828-nucleotide messenger RNA. It is a transcript of the gene layna, whose product is annotated as layilin a. The transcript is spliced from 8 exons. NCBI's taxonomy places the organism in Eukaryota, Metazoa, Chordata, Actinopteri, Cyprinodontiformes, Poeciliidae. The record is from RefSeq and is a predicted model, not a curated record. Gene Ontology annotation, cellular component: cytoplasm. Gene Ontology annotation, biological process: positive regulation of axonogenesis. Bases 4908 to 6371 code for a protein of 487 amino acids.
GCACACAGCUUCAUCUUUUUAUUUUCAUUCAGCAAUCCAUUUAAAGCUAAAUGGAUUAUUUCCAUUUAGCUUUAAAAUACUAAAUGGGAACAGUCAUCCAUGAGUUUUUCAUUUGAAUGUAAACCACACAGUGGCUCACAUGCCCCAGAUGGCCUGCGGGAGAUGGUGCUUUUUUUUUCUUUUAAUCAGGCAUUGCACAAAUCAUGACUUUCCAAGACAAACUAACAAAUAGACAUCAGUUCCCACAAAUGACCAACCAAAUCUGAGUCCUUGCAUGACCCAACAGAAGCUGCACAGAAGAGUCAACAAGAGAAGCAGCCAACGUAGAGCAAAGGGACAUGACCUGCAACUUGCCAAUGGUGACUCUGAGGAUGAUUAGGACAUAAAUAUACAACACAGUUAUUUGAGAAAGGUCUUAUUGACUUAAGAAAAUGUGUUUUUCUGUGGUGAUCAGUCAAGGUUCAUUUUUAUUAGAAUCUUAUUAAAUUAAGGAGACCCCGAUCAAUUUAAAAAAAAACUCACCUUAAUUUCCAUAAAUUGUUUGAAAGAAUCUGGAACAUUAGUUUUAGAAUCUGAUUUAGAAACGGAUUUUGAUGCAUGAUAGACCUGGGACUGUUUAAAUCUUGAACAAUCUCACCAUUAAGGCGACUUAAUAUCCUUAAUAAAACAAUUAAAAGAACUACUAAAUGCUUUGUAAACAAUAUUCAUGUUUUGAUAGCUAUCUUAACAUAGUAACAAUCUAAUAUUGUUUUUUAUCCUGAUUUUAUUGUAGUUUGAAUUCAGAUUUUUAUCUUUGGCAGGAAGUUUAUAAACAUUUUGUUCUUACAACUUAAUUACUUAACAACAGAGCUUUUACAUUUAUUUUCUCACUACAUUCAAAUGAUCAGAUUGCUUAUCUUUUAUCUAUGUGUAGAAAGGUACUUUAUAUUAUAUGGCAGAACUUUCUAACAAAUAGUUUCUCCAUUCCAAAUGAGCAGUUCUUAAAUAAUCCUCUUUUCCAAAAUUGAAAAUUGAAAAAGGAGCACUUUGAGGAAUUGCUCCAGCCCUUAAAAGGUUUCAUCCAAACUCUUUUAUGGCUGCUCAGCUCUUGCCGAUAAAGCUUUCCAGCUCGCUCCCCCCCUCCGGGUCAGUGAGUCAAGCCCCAUUUCCAGCUCCCGGCGCAGACGUGCGCAAUGCGGACACUCCAUUUGGCCGUGUGCCACAGCCAGCUCAUUUAAAAUUAAAUUUAGUGGAGAGUUAUUCUUUUGUGUAAUUAGGUUUUUCUUUUGCUCUUUAUGGCCGAGAGAUGAAACGAUACUGAAUUUGUCAGCUGUUGUAUUUUUUACAACCCCGACACAAACAAGGCAAUUACAUCAAGAGUGAUUUGUUGCGGUCGGAGCCAUUUCAUUGCUUCAAAUUAUUUUGUUUUGCCACCCAGCCAGCUUUCAAUAAUAAUAAUGAUAAUAAUAAAAAAGAGUACACUUAUGCAAACCUCCGUACUAAUGCAUAUUGGUUGUGGCAGUAUCACAGAAAAUGUUGAUGUUUCAAUAUUAAUGUUGAACCCAGGCUUCUGUGUGUGUGCAGCAACGGAGGCAUGAUGUACUGCUUCCCCCUGGGAACAUUUGUCUGGUUUCCCUCUAACUGCGAGAGAGGGAGGAGGUCAGUGGGAUGAGAGAGGAUGGCAGAGACAGGAGAAGACAGACUGCGUGCGAUGACGGACGAAUGGCAGAGGCUUAAUUGAGUGAAAGCUCCUUCAGGUCUCAGAUGCCGUAAACAGGGAGGAAAUUUAAACCAGGGUCCUACUCUUAUUGAAUCCCUCCUGAGGGCUCGCUAACCUCUCCGUCUUCUUUUCUACCUGGAUCACAGCUGCCUCAUUCUCCGCCUGCUAUUUAACCGAGGCUGAACCCUCGGCUUUCACUGAAAUCAAUCUACACCUAAACUGAUUAGCGGUGUUUGGAUAGAGCAGCGUGCAUGAGCGGCGGUAAUUUCAGGCCCGGCUAAGCCCCCUCCACUCUUCACCAUCUGUGCACUGCUAGCACACACAGCAUAUUCCUGAUGAAGCAUCCUGCUGUUUAAACUCUGGCUGAUCUGUCUCACUGAGAGCCCUAAAUCAACCUUAUAGGCCAUUUCAGAAAUUGCUGCCAUUAGGAACUGCAUGCAUACACGUUUCCCCCUCUUUUGAGCUCUAGAAAAGAAGACUGCAUGCAUUGAAUGCAUAUUUUUUUGCUGAUCCUGUUACUUUAAAAUGAAAUUGCACAGAUAGACAAUGAAACUUUAUUUGCCUGAACCCUCAUGGCCUGUUUUCUAUUCUUGUGGUCAAUUUAAACAUCAGGUAAUGCAAAUUUAGCAACUUCUGACUUACUGUGUACACUAGAUGCAAAAGCAUUCAAACCCAUUAGACUAUUUUCACAUUUUGUCCCGUUCAAACCCCCAAACCUUAAUAUGUUUUCUUGAGAACCAACUCAAAGUAGUGCAUAAUCGUGAGAAGACUUUUGCAUUCUUUCCUCAUUGCCUUUAAAUAUAAUUUUGUGCAACUCGCUGCUUUCAGAAGUCAUCAAAUUAGCAAAUAUAUUCCACCUGUGUGUAAUUCAAUCUCAGCAUUAAGCUGUUCUGUGAAGACCUAAUGGGUUUACUGGGGAACAUUAAGGAACAAACAUCAUCAUGAAGACCAAUGAACAGGUCAGACAGGUCAGCGAGAAAGUUCUGAAAUACUUUAAACAGAGUUAGAUCAGAAGUCAGAACAUAUCAGACUCUAAACGUCUCUCUGAAGAAAAGAAAGAAAAUCAACACAUCGCCCCCAGGACAGUGAAAAUGGCAAAUGACAGCGAAGCAUGGUGGUGGUAGCAUUAUACUGCUGGGAUGUUUUUCUUCAGCAUGGACAUUUAAGCCAUGCUGAAGAAUUGGCUUAUUGGCUUAUUUCAAUAAGCCAAUCAGAGUUAAUAGGCAGAUGAAUGGAAGAAACAUGGCCAAGGCAAUCAUAAGAAAAGGCUGCAAACGACUUGACCUGAAUUUGGAGAUUAUCUUUCAGUGAAACAGCGACCCUAAAAAAACACAACCUGACAAAACUGAAUGGUUUAGAUCACAGCAUAUUUAGACUGACAGUAAAUGAAUGUCUCUGGCACAGCUUGGAAAUUGAAAAACAUGUUGCUGACACAAACAUUAAUUACAAAAAUCGGGUAAAGCCCAAUUUGUCUUCAAUAAUCAGUCAACCUUGUUUUGAAAUAUACAAAUUGAUCUAAAGUUUGUAAAAGAAACUGAAAACAUAAUCAGACGUGGAAUCAGAGAAAUAUAAAGAUCUUCCUACCACUGGUGAUAAAGUUUAGUGUCAGGACCUUCCAAAUUCAAUUGCUAUUUACUGAAGCAAAAGCCUCUUUGACUUUAGCUGGAUAAGUUAUAUUUUUGCUAAGUACUGAUUUAACCAUGUAAAAAAAACAAGACUAGAGGUUUAACUGUUUAAAUUCAAUUUAAACAGUUGUAAAACUGUUAGAUACAUUUGCUGGCUUUUCCAGUAUAAAUAAAAUUGACUAAAACCGUCAUAAUAAUCAAAAUGAUUCUUUAAGAUUCAAAAGGAUUACAAAAAUGAUGAUUUUUAGGUUUGUCUUACAACUUGCCUACACUUGACCUUACGUAAAAGGUAAGUAAAAUAACAUUUGAUCCAAAGAGUGUAUGUGUUCACUUUAAAUAGUCAAAGUACUGAAAUGAAGAAACAUGUUUGAGGGGUAACGAGCCUUUGUGUAACAACAAAUUUAUUCCCCCAAAACAUGAAACAUCUGGAUUAGUAAUCAAAACUCCUUUCUUAACCUAAUAAAGGGAUACAUAAAUCAGAAACGUGCCUAACUGCCAUUUAUUUUACAUUAUUUUUAGCAUUUUUUUUCUUGACAUAAGAAAAGUUUCCAACUGAUUAAGUUGGAAGUCAUAUUUUAAUAAGUUUUCAGUUUGACAUCAAGCUGCUGCAAUGAAAGAUGAGUCCAGUUCUACAGCAGAAGCUCCUGUAAAACUAACUGGACAGAAAUGUUUCUCUCAUCUUUUAUUUCAAUAUGACAAUGAAUGCUUAAAAAAAAUGUAAUCUAAGUGCACCCACUAAUAAUAGUUACUCAUGAUGGUGAGCAUUAUUUCUGGUUAAAAUACAGAUUGCUUCUUCUACAGUUCAAGACAGAUUUUGCUUUUGUUCCAUUUGCACUCUGAUUUAUUGAUUUAAAGGAGAGAGGGCUUCAUUUGAAAAGGUGAAGUCAUGUCUUCCCAACUGAGGUAAUGCAUCUAAAUCAAACCUUAACACGUAUAUCCAAGUAUGUAAAGUGCAUUUCUCAGCUUUCAUCCUUACAUUUUUUUUAUUCAAUAGAGAUCUUAGAUGUCAAACAAAGAUCUAGGCUGCUUUGCAACCAGUAAGAGUGCUGCAGCCCGGAGGAACUGGGAAUAACGUUUUAAAUGAUCCCUGAUCGAGUUAAGAGGGAUCAUUUUCAUGUAACACUUUUGUAAUGAUAAUAUCGAAAGCUUAAGUAAUAAAGGAAUGAGUGAAAUCUGCCUCUUGUCAGCAUGUACAAUGAGAACCACUUGGGGCGAUUGGAUGUCUAGCGAUCAAUGUAUCCUCUUCUCUUAUCAUUAAGACUGCUCUUAACAGAUUACAGCCCCCCUCCCAAAGAUGAAGUCUUUUUCUCCUCCCCUCUCUCUCUGCUCCUCCUUCUGAAACACACACACACACAGCCUUUUCACUAGAUACAACAGGAGACUUGUCCCUCUUGCCCCGUUUUGUAAAAUAAAUCGCUCUUUGUCUUUUAAUUUAAACUUUGUAGAACUUUUUUUCACCCCUCUUGUGGAAUUUAGAUGGACUUUCUGGAUUUGUUUGAACCGAUUUGACGACCUGACAGAUGAACAGAAAUGAAAAGGACGAAACUUCAGUUGAAGUUCUGGUAGAAAACUGAAAAUAGUCAAUGAAGAUGGACCUGGUGAUAACCGCCUUUUUUCUCCUGCUCUUUUGUGUCCAUCCAUCUGCAGCAGCAAGCGUCAUUACAGCAGACAUAUUUGAAGCGAGAGGUCAAAGAGUGUGCAAGACAGGAAAAGGGAGACCUUGUUACAAACUGGCCUAUUUCUCAGAGCUGCGCUGGAAGUUGAACUUUGAGGAGGCGGAGAGCGCUUGCAAACGAGACGGAGGCCAGCUGCUGAGCAUCGAGUCCGCGUCCGAGCAGAAGGUCGUAGAGCAGCUCAUCAGAGAUCUCCGUCCCACGGAUGGAGACUUCUGGAUAGGUCUCCGGCGUGGACAGGGACACGAGGACAGCAGCUCGGACUGCUCGUUUCAGUACUACUGGCUGGACGGGAGCAAAUCCUCAUUCAGGAACUGGCACAUUGAUGAGCCGUCGUGUGGCUAUGAAGUGUGUGUGGUGAUGUAUCACCAACCGUCUGCUAAGGCCGAACACGGUGGCCUCUACAUGUUCCAGUGGAACGACGACAACUGUGAAACCAAGAACAAUUUUAUCUGCAAAUACACAGGAGAAAAGCCAAUGUCAUCCACUCUGUCUCCCAACUCCAGUCAGAAAGAUGCCUCCCUUCCAUCUGCACUCCCAUUGGACCCACGUGACAACAACCAGCAAAGAAGAACAGCCGUGAAUUUAGUUUACGUCAUCAUCCCCACAAUCCCACUAAUCCUGCUGCUUCUGACAGUGACGGGAGUUUGCUGCUUCAAAGUGCUGCGCAGUCGAAGGAGGAACGUACAGAAAUCAGAAGUAUGCCAAACAGAUCCCAGUCCAACUACUACAGACGUCUACAACGUCAUCCGCUCCCAGAAGGAUGAUGACCUGGUUUCUGCUCGCCCACAAACAAAGAACACCUCCUUUUUGUGCUCCUCUCCGGACACGCCGACGGGCGACUACGACAACCUUGGUGGACGGGACACAGAGAGCGGCUUCGUAACCCUUGCUAGCACAGAGAGCGACUUCCUGAACUUUGACCUCAACGACCUCAGCCUCGGGCGUCAGCGGACCCGUGACUUCUACGACAGCAGCUUGGGACGCUCGGCUAAGAGGGUACUGAACGAUGGCAGUCUGGGUCGCACCAAAACCAGGGAGUAUUACGACAGAAGCCUGGGCCGCCGCACCACAAAGAGCGAGCAUUACAGCGGCACCGUGUAUGGAGAUCACGGCCUAUUUGACAGCAGCAUCAGAGCAGGCACUGACUUGUAUGAUGCCAGACUCAAAGCUGGUGGUCAAACGGGAAAGGUUGACCUCUACCAGACAUACGUCACCAGCGGUAGGCACGAGGCGUUUCAAACCAGUCUGGGAGCGUACUCAAACCGGAAGUCCUUCCACACAAACCUGGACUGCUACAGAAACGGCCUGAAUCUUGACAGUGGAGGGAGGUACUUCAAUGAUCAGGAAUGGAUAAAAAGAGAGAGAUACUGAUUUUUCACUCGAGUCUGCUCACACCACUGUAAGAGUGACUGAACAGGGAUAAAAGAAUGGAUCAAAUUUGUGCAUGUGCAAGACCUGAUAGUUUUUUUUUUGUUUGUUUUUUUUUUAUCUAAGGUUGAAAAUACUAAUUUUGUUUCUACUCCAACCCUUACUUUGUUAGUCGUAUGGAUAAUGAAAUUUGGUCAUUUCAGUCAGACACAUUUAAAUAGUUAAAGCUUCUUAUGUUUCCAUGUAUCUUGGCACAUCUGAUGCAUAACGCUCAGGAUGAUGCGUACGUUUAGGAACAUUAAGUCCUGUCGUGUGUCUGAUGAGAUUCAUUUUUGCAUAGUGAUUUUGUAAUAGGAUGAAGAUGUAAAAUUCAACUUAAACCUGCAUCAGAAGAGAGUUUACAGUGGGGGGGAAACUAUUUGUCCCCUUACAGAUUUAAUCAAGUUUUGCUUUAAAUUAGACAAAGAUAACCUAUGUAGUUAGAAAAUUAAAAAAUGCAGUUUUAUCAUGGUGAGAUAAUUUAUAAAAAGAAAAAGCAACCCAGCGUUUUAUGAAAAGGUCCACUUUUAAACUCAUAAAUUAACUGCGAUUUGCCACAGAUAUUGGCUGAAGUUAAAAUGUCCCAACGCAUGAUUAUUAAAGUAGAUUUAAGAAGCCACUCAAGUAGAACCUGUUUGACAACAUGAAGUAGGCUAAAAGAUCAUCUAUCAGUUUAGAUCUGGAAAGGGCUACUACGCUUUUUCUAAAGCCCUGGGACUCCAGUGAAUCCCAGUGAAAACCAUUAUCCACAAAUGAAGAAAACAAUACAGUGGUGAACCAAAACUCCUUCAGGAUUGCCUCAGUGAUUCUUCUAGGUCAUUAAAAGAACCCACAACAACAUUUAAAGCAGAAUCCUGAGGCAAAACCCCCCACAUUGCUGAUCCAACAGGACACAAGGCCAGUCGCAAGUUUGUCAAACAUGCAUGAUGAUCCCCAAGACUUCUGGGAAAAUAUGAAGUAGCAAAAUGAGAUUUUGGUGACACCCAAACAUGGUGUUGCUGUGUGAUAUUUUGUGGUUAUUUUUGCUACUUUAGGACCUAAAGGGGCAAAAUUCCUUUCCAGGAAUUGAGGUCAUUAUUUAAAAACUGCAUUUUGUAUUUAAUCCUGUUUUCUUUUUCUGAAAUUAAAAUUCAUUCUAUUAAGAAAAGCAGGUAAGAGUCAGAAAUGGCUAAAAGAGAAGACAUCAGAGGGGAAAUAAUUUUUCACAGUACCAGAUGAAUUCAUUUAUGAAAGCCUAAAUCGUCAAAUAUUUAUCAUCUGAAAUAAGAAAGUAGUUGCCUAAAGCAAUCAGCAACCAGAUGUGAGUGGAUCUUCAUCAGUACAGACAGUGCAUCUGCAUAACACAACAUGAGGGUCGUUUGAGUUUUCUUAGCAUCAAUUCUGUUAAAACCCUGCAUUCUGUGCUGCCUAUGUUGGUUAGAGAUGAGAUUAUAAGUGCUACAGAAUGGGAUGCAUAGAACAGCAAUCCUAGUGUCUAUAAGCUUUGCAUCUUCUUUUAUAAUUUGAAUAUAACCUCAGCUGACCUCUUUUAGAUCACUGGUCAUUUGGGGUUUAGGGAUUAAAAAGUCUGAGUGUGGAUUUAGUGACACUGUAAUCCAUCUCUCCUCUCACCUUGAGGUUAGCUGCUCCUGUGCUGCGUAAUCUCAUCUCACUAACAUGAAUAUGUCAGCUCUUGCUGGUAGAGGGUUUCUAAAAGAAAACAAUGCAUGGAAAAAGUAAAACAACUUAUUUUGAUCCCUUUUUAAGUCUUAUUUUCAGUUCGGUAAUGAUAUGAUGGAAUGCUAACCUGGUGAAGUCUUAAUCAUAUAUCAGGACCUGUCUAUCUGAUCCACUCACAUCAAGGGAGGCGGUUCACCGAUUAAUAACACGAAAAGGGACAAAAACAAAAAGAUGCAACUUUCAGAGGCAGCUGAAGCUAUUUGAAGAAGAAAAAAAUAGAUUUGAUCAAGUUCAGGAUCUUUAAAAGAGAAACUUUCAAAAAACAUGUGAGAGUCUGUUUGCAUGAACUUGUCAUGCAGCCCUUGCUUUGUCACACAAAAUAUUGAUGUCAUGGAUAAUUGUGUUCAGUGCCUGAAAAACUUUUAUUUUAAAACCAGACGCAUUUCAGACCAAACUCUAAACUGUUUAUAUGUAUUGUGUUUUUGGAUACUGCCUUAAAUUGUAAGAUGUCACAAAACUGUUGUGUGAUUUAUCAUUGUCCUUUGCCUACAGAGUCGGUUCAAACGUGGAUCCUGCUCUGAAUUCAGACGAAGUGGCUCCAGCCUCGCCAUACAUAACAGCAUGAAAUCGAAGAGAAUGAAAGAAUGCAUUUUCACUAUUGUUAUUUAGAAUGUGUAAUCCUUUGACAACUCUCCUGCAAGUGAGAUGAGUUUGUAUGACUGCCACAUGAAAACAUCUUUGAAUAAAAUGAUUAGAAAUGAA